AGAAAGUCACACCAAAUAUGAAAUACUGAAGGCUGCUGAAGAAACCUCCUGUGACUUGGAUGACAAACACACAGUUCCAGAGCCCUAUCCCGCUGACUGCCCAAAACCGCUCCAUAAUAACCCAAACCUCCAAUGCACCGACACAGACAAACCCGUACAACCCGAGACUCAAAUCACCAAGGACAGUGACACCCGUUGCGAUGAAGAAAAAGGACCCUCUGCUGUCUCUCCCCUCACCUCCACCCCCGCCCUCACCCACCGAGACAGCUCCCAAAGGACCUCGGCAAGCGUCAGAAGGGCUCUGUUCGCCCGGAGACGAUUCCAGCCCACCGCCCUCUGCACAGGCUCCCCCCAACCUCCAGAAAAAGAGCCGUCUCCGCCCCCCUCGUCCCGCUCCCCCGUGCCUGUGUCGGCCUGCUCCUCUCCGGGUUGUCAUGUCAGCAGCUCCUCAGAGGGGCUGGGGCCUCCUCCUCCUCCUAGGUGCCUUCUCACAAGAAUAG
Periophthalmus magnuspinnatus is the source of this 500-nucleotide messenger RNA. RefSeq lists its product as uncharacterized. Lineage: Eukaryota; Metazoa; Chordata; Actinopteri; Gobiiformes; Gobiidae. The record is from RefSeq and is a predicted model, not a curated record. The transcript has 2 exons. The coding region runs from base 60 to 500 and encodes 146 amino acids.